CCCAGGAGUCGUGAUCCAGUUAACCUCAUGACGAUUCUCUCUCUUGCUUUCCACAUUAAGUAUUCGCGUAGGAAACAAAAAUUAUACUUGGUCCCCGCAAGCAAAUCUGAAAAACAAGUCGGCAAGGAAGAUCGGACAAGGUCCUGAAUUUGACUGGGAAGCCAUUGUGGAUUUGUGUUCAAAAAGAAAAAAAAGAUGACACUUCAGCAGUAAAAUUUGACGGCUAAUGCCAAGCGCGAUUCCAAGUGUCUUCUUCAAUGAAAGUGAGUUAAGGUGGCCAAACCAUGCGUCGAGGAAGCGAGUUCAAAUGCAACGGCUAAGACGGGUUGCUGUCUCGUGGUCUUCAAGUUGACGGUGAAACAGAGACCCCUGGGGCCGUGAAAACCACAGCAUGUGGCCCCGGAUGCUUGCAUCAAGAGCAGCCCCCCUCCUCAGCACUUUCCUCCCACCAUCCGAUAACCAUGGCUUCCUUUGUCCAUGCACAUCAACUUAAAUCAGCAGCAACCCAUUCGCCUAUAUAAAUAUAGCAUCCUAGAAGGAAAAAAAGAAACAAGAAACUAGCUAUAGGAACAUAGUUAAGUGAUAUAGAUCAGGUAGAACAGUAAGGAGCCUGGAGAGGAAGGAGGCAUUCGGCAUGACAGGGCUGGUGAAGAAGCUUUUGUUCUGCGGUGCCAAGAGCUUGGCGACGACGGAGCUCCCGGAGGGACGCAUCUGGGUGUGCGUCGGCCGGGAUGAGAAGGCGCAGAGGUUCGAGCUGGAGGCAAACUAUCUCAAUCAUCCACUGUUUGAGGACCUGCUCAGGUUGUCGGCGCCGGAGUUCGGGUACUCGUACGAGGGAGCGCUCCGCAUCGCAUGCGAGACCGACCUCUUCCUCCACCUCCUCGAUCUUCUCAGAAGCAGCAACCCUUCUGUCCACUACAUGGAGCUUCGGGAUCUCAUGGACAAGUUCCAUGCCUCUGCCGGCGCCGGUGGCCACCAUGACAAGCCUCGCCACCACCAUCACCACUAGGGUUGCUAAUGGUCCUGCUCUUGCUAAUUCCUUCCUCUCUUUUUUCUUUUUUUUUUUUUCAGUUCUAAAGGAUAAGGAAAACAGGAAAACAGAACUGGAUUUCCAAAGGCCAUGAAAGGUCUUUGUUUGUUAUUUUUUGUAUAGAAAGAUACUUGUUAUUCUUGAACCCUUGAUGGGAUUUAAUCUUGUAACUUUAAUUUCAGAUCAGUUAUCCUCCUAGCUUGGAAGAGAUAUGGAGAAAAAAUUUUCUCUAAAUUAA
This is a messenger RNA of Phoenix dactylifera (date palm), 1268 nucleotides long. Lineage: Eukaryota; Viridiplantae; Streptophyta; Magnoliopsida; Arecales; Arecaceae. The record is from RefSeq and is a predicted model, not a curated record.